UUCUAUCCUGGAAUGCAUACUUUAGAAUUGCCAAAGUUGAAGGAGUUGGUGGUGACAGAUUCUGAUAAAUGUCUGAGCUUCAAAAGCAGCAUUGAGGAGAGUGAAACUGAUAGUUUAGAUCUAAAAGCUAUCUCCUUGGACGAUAAGAUCAACUCUCAUUUGGAGGUAUUUGAAUUACGGAAUGAUUUAGUAGAAAUUACUUGGCAAAAUCAAUCUAAAACUCUUAGAAUCUCUGCCGAUGAGCCAACCUAUAUUCCACUUGGACUCUUUCAAAGAUUUCACAAUGUGAAAGAGCUUCGACUAAAUCAGUGUAAUUUAAAUGAUGUUUGGAGUUGUGAAAUGUCUUUGAGUCCACUGCUAUCUACACCUUCUUCCCAGAAUCUUAAAGUUCUUCAGGUAGAAUGGUGCGAUUGGCUCUUUAACUUAAUGACACCUUCAAUGGCUAGAAACUUGGUACAAUUGAGAGAAUUGAGCAUAUCAUGGUGUGACAGGCUAUUUGAAAUUGUAGAAAAUGAGAGAGAUGCAACAUCAAGUAGUGAACAAGUUGUUUUUAACAAUUUGAACAAAUUGUCACUUGAAAAUUUACAUUUUCUCUCAUUCUUUUGCUCUGGGAAUUACUCUUUCAAUUUCCCAUCUUUGGAAGAGUUAAUUAUAAAAGGAUGCUCCAAUAUGAAGUCUUUUUCUCAAGGAAUGUUAAGCACACCAAAGUUACACAAAGUCAAUUAUGAGGGAAAGGAGGUAGAAAAUGGAGGGAAUGGCUUGAAUUCAACUAUACAACAAGCACACAAAGAACAGGUAUGCAUUCAAUUAAUUAGCUUAAAUAGAUUUCUGUAA
This is a messenger RNA of Mangifera indica (mango), 834 nucleotides long. RefSeq lists its product as uncharacterized. The transcript is spliced from 2 exons. The coding region runs from base 13 to 834 and encodes 273 amino acids. NCBI's taxonomy places the organism in Eukaryota, Viridiplantae, Streptophyta, Magnoliopsida, Sapindales, Anacardiaceae. The record is from RefSeq and is a predicted model, not a curated record.